AUGACAGAAUCGGCGGGCCCACUGGGCAACUUCCUCGGAAGUUUGGGCGGAGUAUUUACAGAGUUUACUUGGUCACCCUUGGAGCUCUUCCUCUUGACGGCGUCUGUAGCCCUCACUGUAUCGCAGGUGCUCGUAUCUUUUUGCAUUCUUACAUACUUCCCAACGCCGCUCUAUCUGACAUGGUGGCAGCUGCUCCAGCUCUUGAUUAGCGCUUCUAUAGUGGGGGAACUGGGCGUCGCCUUCCCUCAGGCCACUUUGUUUCCUCGUGUAAAGUUGGGGGGGUUCAAAUGCUUCUUGCGGCUUCUGCCGUAUUCCUUGGCUUACUGCGCCUUCCACGCAGUAUCUAACAUCACGAUAUCUGCAAUAGCCCAUCCAGCAGCUCUUCCUGUUGCUUCAGGGCUCUUAGUUGCUUUUCACCAUGUGUUCAGAUCAGCAGGGUGCAGCACAACUUACAGUCCCCUGAGGUGGUGCGCGGUGGGUCUGUUGGGGCUUUCCUGUCUCUUCUCUUUGGGCUACCUUGACUUCUACUACUGCAUUUUAUUGGCUAUUACCUCCGCGCUCUAUCGGGGAGCAUACUUGCCCAGGGCUUUGCACCUGAGCGGAGCAGACGAAGGCACACUGACAGCGGCAUGCAGCGUCACUGGGAUGCUGGUGCUGCCCGUUUUCAUAUGGUUAGCCGGAGAACAACCAGCUCUGAUACCUGCUUUUAAGCUGGCGUCUUUUGACAAACAGGAAUGGCUUACUUUGGGAUGUUGGGUGACUGCUGGAACAAUCCCCUUUUUCAAAAGUCUAGCAACCAACAAACUCAUGAAGACCUCUGGCGCUCAAGUUUGGCGCAUCAGCGAACUGGCUUCCGUAGCAGCUAUCUUCGUCUGUUCUCUGCAGAUGUGUGGAGCCGUUGGGGCAGCCCUCUGGGGGGGCAUGGCCCUCCUACUCCUAGGAAGGCUAUGCUGCGCAGUGGACAGCUACGAGGAGAGGAGAGAACUUGACCCCCGGCUUAGUCGGACGUACUACUCCCGCAGACUCAGCAGCCGCAGAGGCUCUUCGAUGGAGGAAUCAUUCGCUGUAAUUGAGGAGGGUCUUCUAGAUCAUAUAUCUCCUGAACAAGCCAACGACAUUACGAGCCAACUAACUGGUCUCGUCAAAGCCUACGUCACUCGCACACAGUGCGAAGACCUCACUCUUCUGAAGAACAUUGGCGGGGGAGACGGCAUCGCGCACAUGCUACACGUCUCUCGAAACAUUGGGCUCUCAGAUCAGGAGGAUAUUGAACAACGACGUAAGUUAUUCGGUGUGAACAAACUCCCUUCCCGCGCCUCUGCUUCUUUCUUCUCUCUUUGUAUUGACGCUGCAUCCGAUAACACCUUGCAGAUUCUCAUGGUCUGCGGCUUGGCUUCCAUUAUCUUAUCUCAACUCUUUGGCGAAAACCCCCAAGUUGAGUGGAUGGAAGGCGCUGCCAUUUGGGUGGCCGUAUUGGUCGUCGUCCUCGUCACAGCCGGCAAUGACUGGCUCAAAGAACAACAGUUCCGUCAGCUUUCCGCCGUAAAAGACGACAAGCGCUGCACCGUGUUGCGAGAUGGCUGCCCCACACAAGUGUCCGUGUUUGACCUUGUGCUGGGCGACCUGCUGCAGUUCGAAGCAGGGGAUGAACUGCCAGCAGACUGCGUAGUGAUUGCUUGCCGUGGGCUGCGUAUGGACGAGUCCUCCUUAACCGGAGAAUCUGAAAUGAUAAAGAAGGAUACCUACGAGGAUUGUAUGACGCAGCUUGUAGACGGCAACACUCGAAGUCCCCGGUCGAUGCAACACCAUUUCAUAUCUUCCCCCGUUGUCCUUUCCGGAACAACUGUGAACAGCGGAAGUGGUACAGCAAUAGUCAUAGCGGUUGGCCCUCAUUCGCAAGCUGGGCAACUGUACCAGAAGCUUUCCUUCGACACAGAAGCAACGCCAUUGCAACUGAAGUUGAAUGCGCUUGCUGGAGACAUAGGCAACUUUGGGCUAAUAUGCUCCGUUAUUGCUUUUUUCGUCCUUGUACUAGAGUAUUGGAUUAUUUUUGCAUACACAGAAAUUGAUCAACGCCCUCCGCUUCUCGGCAUCGUCAACAGUCACGUGCAUUUUUUUGUUACAGCCAUAACGGUCCUCGUCGUUGCUGUACCUGAGGGGCUGCCUCUGGCGGUCACCAUAUCUCUGGCGUAUUCCAUUGGGCAAAUGCUUGCGGACCAGAACUACGUGCGGCGUUUGGGAGCGUGCGAAACGAUGGGUUCUGCCAAUGAGGUGUGUUCAGACAAAACAGGUACACUUACAAGGAACCAAAUGAGCGCCGUGGAAUUUUGGGACGGUUCCGAAACCGUUCACAUUCCUUCUGCCUCAUUUGCCGGCCCAGACACAACUGGUGUAGCAGGUUUCAAUGAAAGAACGGCGAAGUGGGAGCUCGUUUCCGAAAGUAUUGCUUUGAACUCAACAGCAUUUCUCGAAAAAAUGGAGACGAUGACAUUGAAUAACGGACAGGAAACAACACGAUACACAGUGAAAUAUGUGGGCUCUGCAACAGAAUGCGCCCUACUGGAGUAUAACGACUUCAUCUGCGGUGCGGACUACGCAGAGACGCGGCGAUUAAAGGGGUCUGACUCCCUCAUUGCUCACCGGGAAGAGUUCUCUAGCGACCGUAAAAUGAUGACGACGGUUGUUUACCGGGAGGAGUGUGGGGGUUCGCAUGUGAGGGUGUAUGUAAAGGGCGCUGCAGAAAGAGUUCUUCAGUUGUGCAACGGUGUGAUGACCGCCAGCGGUCAGAUCCAAAAAUUGCAGGCAGAACACAAAAAGGAGGUUGAAGAUUGCAUCAUCGAUGGAAUGGCCCGUGAGGCCCUGAGGACAAUCUGCAUUGCCUACCGCGAAUUCGACGUGAACGAUUUGCCCAACUGGAAGGAGAAGCAGCCUGCCCCGAAACAGUUGUUUUUAGUUGCUGAACAAGACCUUAUAUGCCUGGGCAUAUUCGGCAUUCAGGAUCCCGUGAGAGACGAAGUCCCGGGAGCGGUGGAGAGGUGCCACCAGGCAGGCAUCAAUGUGAGAAUGGUAACGGGGGACAAUCUUAUCACUGCAAAAGCCAUUGCAAAGAAGUGCCACAUUUUCAAUGAAGAAAGAGGGGAUCUGGCAAUGCUGGGCCCCGAGUUCACACAGCUUGUCGGCGGUGUUGUCUGCCAAAGCUGCAGAACUGUCGUAUGCGGCUGUGCAACUGAUGCUAAGACAGCAGAGGCAGAAGGGAAGAACCUCCGCGUUGAUGUUGUCGCGAACAUGGAUGCUUUUGAGAACAUCUGGAGGCGCCUUCAAGUUCUGGCGCGCUCCCAACCGUCCGACAAAUACGUCCUAGUUACAGCUUUAAAACAACUAGGCCAGGUAGUAGCUGUGACAGGCGAUGGCACCAACGAUGCGCCUGCGUUGAAGAAAGCAGAUGUCGGCCUGGCAAUGGGCAUCACCGGCAAAGAAGUGGCGAAGCAGGCUGCUGAUAUUGUCAUGCUAGACGACAACUUUCAGUGCAUUGUGCAAGCUGUAAAGUGGGGACGCAAUGUAUACAGCAAUAUCCGGCGUUUUCUGCAGUUUCAACUCACCGUUAAUGUGGUUGCUGUAAUCACCACAAUUGUCUGCGCAGCUUUACUGCGAGACUCGCCCUUGACCGCCGUGCAGAUGCUGUGGGUCAAUCUCAUCAUGGACAGCUUUGGAUCCCUCGCUCUUGCAACGGAGAAGCCGACUCCCGAUCUUCUUAAGGAGAAACCGCACCACAGGAAUCAGUCGCUCAUUUCGCGGUCUAUGGCGCUCACCAUUACAACAUCUGCAUUGUACCAACUCGUUGUCAUGAUGGUUCUCAUAUUUUUUGGAGACUGCUUUCUCCCCGAAAAAGAAUGGGGCUAUCUUUUGCCGGCUGAUAGAUCCAAUAAUGACUUUUGUGAAUUCUCAGACUGCGAUCCAACAACAGGGCAUGGGAGCCUCAUGAGAUCUGGCAGAAGAUUCAAGUUGUUCUCCACCGAAGAAGACUACGAAGAGAGUUGGAUAGGAAUUAUUGGGCCGUCUCGGCACCUGACAUUUGUGUUCAACACAUUCGUUUUCAUGCAGUUGUUCAACAUGAUUAACGCCAGGGAUGUAGAAGAGGAUUUUGCCAAAAAAAUGUCUUUGCCGAGACUCUUCGUCAAGAUGGCAAGUAAUCCUUUGGGGUUCUUUAUUUGGCUGUUUAUUCUCUGCUCGCAAGUCUUGAUGGUGGAAUACGGCGGCCCCAUGCUCGGCUGCCACCGGGAGGGCCUUACUUUGGAGCAGUGGUUAUUGAGCUUACUCAUCGGGUUCGUUGGCCUGCUGUUCGCCCGCAUUCCACAGUGCUUUCCACGGAUUACACGGAUGUUUCCAGAAUUCGGAAUGAGGGAAGAAGAUCUUUCAGAGAAAGCUUCCCUCGCCUUGGGCCUUCGCGGCCGAUCGCCGUCACGCAUGAACGACCGCUGCAUGAUAAGCACUCUGGCUGUAGCUAAGAAGUAUGCAAGGCGCGCCAAAGUCCUGACAAUAAGCAGAAUGAAGGCGCGUAGAGGCGCACCCCGAGCUGGACAGCCAGCUGAUACAGCGAUUACCGAUGCGUACCUUCCAGUGCAAGUCACUGCCUAA
Eimeria maxima is the source of this 4635-nucleotide messenger RNA. Its product is annotated as Ca2+-ATPase, putative. Gene Ontology annotation, molecular function: ATP binding; ATP hydrolysis activity; P-type calcium transporter activity. The record is from RefSeq and is a predicted model, not a curated record. Bases 1 to 4635 code for a protein of 1544 amino acids. NCBI's taxonomy places the organism in Eukaryota, Apicomplexa, Conoidasida, Eucoccidiorida, Eimeriidae. The transcript is spliced from 3 exons. Gene Ontology annotation, cellular component: membrane; intracellular membrane-bounded organelle.